Erinaceus europaeus (western European hedgehog) is the source of this 766-nucleotide messenger RNA. Its product is annotated as coiled-coil domain-containing protein 81-like. The record is from RefSeq and is a predicted model, not a curated record. Gene Ontology annotation, cellular component: centrosome. The transcript has 3 exons. NCBI's taxonomy places the organism in Eukaryota, Metazoa, Chordata, Mammalia, Eulipotyphla, Erinaceidae. The coding region runs from base 145 to 522 and encodes 125 amino acids.
UAUUCCCACUGUAACUUGUUGGGUGUGUUUUGAUGAUGUUGGUCUCCAUUAGAAUAAACUGUGGUCUCACCUCCUCCUCUUCCAAUUAUCAGGAUUGAUGAACAAAAAGCUGAACUGAAGAAACAUCAAUUUGAGCAGAGAGAAAUGUAUAAGAAAGCACUGGAAUACCAGCUGAAACACAGGCCUUCCAGACUGCCCAUCUAUGAGCCCAUGGGCACCUUCACCAACUUUGGGCAGAAUGAGAAGACCCUGGAGGCCGAGAAGCGGCAGAGAAAUAUUGAAUACAUGAAGCAGCAGGUGGAAGCCGCUGCAGGCCACAAAAGACAGCUUAUCCUCAGCCACAUAAAAAAUCUGCAGCAAGAAAAAGAAAUGCUCCAGAAAAACCAAGAAAAGCAUUUAGCAGAAAGAUGUGCAGAAGAGGAUCGAAGGAACACCAUCAAUCAACACCUGAGAAAAGAAUGGGAUAAAGAUGUUGUGCUGAAGCAUCAGCGAGAUGAAGAUGCCAAGGCCUUUGACAAGUAAUUGCCUUCUGGGGUUGCAAGUUGCCUUCUCUCCCCAUUUCCUCUCCUCUGAUCUGUGGGUCUAUAGAGCUUCAUGAAAAUGAGUGGGGAUUGCCAAGGGAACUCCAUGGAGGACAGAAGUCUGGGUUUAGUGUGGGGACAGCUGUGCUGCCUGCUAAAUGUCUACCAACUGUGUUUUCCUCUGCCUCUACUCAAGGGACCUUUGUUUUCCUUUUGUGGACGGUGGGGAACAGAGUGUGGGGCAU